Messenger RNA from Mesorhabditis belari, 993 nucleotides. NCBI's taxonomy places the organism in Eukaryota, Metazoa, Nematoda, Chromadorea, Rhabditida, Rhabditidae. The record is from the annotation of a GenBank genome assembly.
AUGGCCAUCAAUAUGAGCGGCAAUUUUCUCAAAUUACUCUUUCAUUUUCGGCGGCAUGAUCUUCUAGCUUUUGAAGAUGAACAUCGACGAUUGUACGAUAAAGCAAAAGAAACUGGAGAUCACGGCCCGGUCACUUCCCAUUACUAUUCAGUGAUGUCUACAGUAAUUGAUGAAUAUUUCAAUGGAAACUUUCAUUUCGCAGCUCCACGUAAAGGAGAACGUUUACUAGAAGAUGCACUUCGUGGAUUACAUCAAACAAUCGGUGAGGAAUUAGAGCUGAAAUCGGGAGUGAAUUGCAUUGAUAUCGGUUGUGGAAUUGGUGGAGUGAUUAGAGAUUUAAAAGACACUGGAGCUAAUCUAACCGGGAUCACGAUAGCCGCAAAUGAAGUGGAGAUUGGGAACACAUAUUUUCGCCAACAAGGAAUCGAUGAUCAUUGUCGAUUGAUUGAGGCCGAUUGCCAUCAAAUGCCAUUAGAAAACGAGUCUCAAGAUUCUGCUUAUGCCAUUUACUCAUUGAAAUACUUUCCAAAAUUGGAUGGAGUGAUGAAAGAGGUGGCUCGAGUUUUAAAACCUGGUGGGAAGUUCGCAGUGUAUGAUCUCAUAAAAACCAAUGAAUACUCAGCUAAUCAUGAAGAGCACAGAAAAAUAAUCGAGGGUCUUGAGUUUGCCUGUGGUAUGCCCUCUUUACACACAAAAGAAGAAAUGAUCGCCGCUGCCGCCGCCAAUCAAAUGACUAUUAUUUCUUCAACAGAUCUAGCGGCUGAGGCGGGCUUGCCCUUCUAUUUUUGUUUCACUCACUCAUCACUCUUUAUGUGGAUGGUGAAAAGCCCCGUCAUCACCUCACUCAUUCAAAUAGCUCAGGGUUUAAACAUUCUCCCAAAAGGAUUCCACGAAUUUAACCGAACUUUUCUCUCCGGUACCGUCGAUAAAAUUGUAGAGGGUGGCCGUCUUGGAAUUCUCUCCGGCUCUGAGUUAAUCAUUUUUCAGAAAAAC